AUGCUCCCUCCAAGCCCCGUAGGAUCCGUUGAGUCGGUCGCCUCGAGCUCCUCCUCGGGAUCCCCCGCAACGGAGGAAUGGAGAGAACCAGAACACCCGGAGAACGUCAUGAUCACUUUGUCGCUCACACCCGAUCCACCUACUCCCUCCCCGAGUCGGUUGCCCUUCGCCCGAUCCCAUUUCCGAUCGCGAUCGCUCGCAGAUAGCCCCAGCUUUCCUGUCAUGACGCGCGCUCACUCCUCGCCGGGGCUGGACUCGCGGGGGAGAUAUAUCUUCGUCCACGGUCGCGGCAUCCCUACAAAUAUGGUCGACGGCCCUGCGAAGCGCUACCUGCCACUACAGUUGCCUACCUCGGAUUCGUUCGAGCCUAGGAUGCUAUCAAGAAAAAACAUCUCAGAGACCAUUUCAGAGCACGCAGAGCUAGAUACUUCUAUGAUGUCGUCCGUCUCGCGACCUGACUCUCAUCCUUCGCCUUCGCCUGUUUUCCCACAUGCCAUACCCCGUGUGAGCCGUCGACGACCCUCGUCUCCUUUACACUUCUACCCACAGACCCCGUCUAGCCAGAUAGUUAGCAGCCCUUCUCCCUCUGCGCAUUCCUCUCCCGUGGUGCUCAGCUCCCGCUUCAACGAAUCCUUCCCGGGGUACUCAACGUCCUCCGCUUCGUCCGUACCCUCGACCCCUACGAGCCUCCGAUCCCGUAGCCCUAGUAUUUCGUCGCUGGAGACUAUCCCUGAUAUCCCAGACGCCGAAGCUGCAGCAAUUGAAGCAGACCGGAUUGCCGCCCUAAAAGCCGCUGCAGAUAGGGCUGAUGAAGCAGACGACGCAAACAACAGCAACCGGCGGCGCGGGGCAUCAGACGUAUCAGGUCCCUCUAGCUCCAUCCCAAAUAUGCGCGCCGGCUCGGGAAACUAUUUGGUCCGGAACGAUAAGCGCAAGCGAUGGAGUGUUUGCGGAGCAGAACGUCGCCAGGACCUAGACCUUGAAACAAUCUGGGAGGAUUGA
This is a messenger RNA of Aspergillus ochraceoroseus IBT 24754, 1002 nucleotides long. RefSeq lists its product as uncharacterized. Bases 1 to 1002 code for a protein of 333 amino acids. The record is from RefSeq and is a predicted model, not a curated record. The transcript has a single exon. Lineage: Eukaryota; Fungi; Ascomycota; Eurotiomycetes; Eurotiales; Aspergillaceae.